Salvelinus namaycush (lake trout) is the source of this 3856-nucleotide messenger RNA. Its product is annotated as calcium-dependent secretion activator 2-like. The transcript is spliced from 29 exons. Bases 16 to 3549 code for a protein of 1177 amino acids. The record is from RefSeq and is a predicted model, not a curated record. Lineage: Eukaryota; Metazoa; Chordata; Actinopteri; Salmoniformes; Salmonidae. Gene Ontology annotation, biological process: positive regulation of exocytosis; synaptic vesicle exocytosis; dense core granule exocytosis. Gene Ontology annotation, cellular component: glutamatergic synapse.
AAACAACCCACGGAUAUGGCACGCAGGCAACAAAAGCUGAAUAAGCAGCAGCUGCAGGUGGUAAAGGAUCAUUUCCAGGCCUUCCUGAACGGGGACACACAGAUGGUGGUGGAUGAGGCCUUCUGCAACGCCGUGCGCAGCUACUAUGAGGGCUUCCUGAAGAGCGAGCGGGUGUCCAGGAUGGUGCAGAGCGGCGGCUGCUCGGCCUGCGACUUCCGGGAUGUCUUCAAAAAGAACAUUGAGCGGCGGGUGCGCAGCUUGCCCAAAAUCGACGGCCUGAGCAAAGAGACAGUGUUGAGCUCCUGGAUCGCCAAGUAUGACACCAUCUACAGGGGGGAUGAGGACCAGCGGCGCCAGCCCCAGAGGAUGCACCUCAGUGCCGUUUCCGAGAUGAUCCUCAGCAAGGAGCAACUGUACGAGAUGUUCCAGCAGAUUCUGGGCAUCAAGAAGUUUGAGCACCAGCUGCUGUACAACGCCUGUCAGCUGGACAAUGUGGACGAACAGGCAGCCCAGAUCCGCCGGGAGCUGGAUGGAAGACUACAGCUUGCAGAGAAGAUCGCCAGGGAGAGGAAUUACCCCAAGUUUGUGUCUAAAGACAUGGAGACCAUGUACAUCGAGGAGACGCGCUCGUCUGUCAAUCUGCUCAUGGCUAACCUGGAGAGCCUACCUGUGUCCAAGGGAGGCCCCGACUUCAAACAGAAGCUAAAACGCUCCUCCAUGAACAACUCCUUCCUGGACAUGGGCGACGAGACAGAAUUCCUUUCCAAGUCCGACGUGGUCCUCUCCUUCGCACUGGAGAUAGUGAUAGUGGAAGUGCAGGGCCUGAAGUCGGUGGCUCCUAACAGGAUUGUGUACUGCACCAUGGAGGUGGAGGGAGGAGAGAAACUGCAGACAGACCAGGCAGAAGCCUCCAGACCACAGUGGGGCACUCAGGGGGACUUCACUACGACGCACCCGUUACCCAUGGUCAAAGUGAAGCUGUUUACAGAGAGCACGGGGGUACUGGCCCUUGAAGACAAGGAGCUGGGGAGGGUGAUCCUGAACCCCACCACCAACGGACCCAAGCAGGCUGAGCUCCACAAGAUGGUGGUGUCCAAGAACAGUCAGGACGUAGAGCUAAAGAUCCAACUUGCUGUCCGCAUGGACAAACCCCCCAACAUGAAGCACAGCGGGUACCUUUAUGCGUUGGGACAGAGAGUUUGGAAACGUUGGAAAAGAAGAUAUUUCGUUCUUGUCCAGGUCAGCCAAUACACCUUUGCAAUGUGCAGCUAUAGAGAGAAGAAGUCUGAGCCCCAUGAACUGAUGCAACUAGAAGGUUACACUGUGGACUACUCCGACCCCCAGCCUGGUCUCCAGGGUGGUCGAGUGUUCUUCAAUGCGGUCAAGGAGGGUGACCUGGUCGUGUUUGCCAAUGAUGACGAGCAGGACCGGAUGCUGUGGGUUCAGGCCAUGUACCGCGCUACAGGCCAAUCAUACAAACCAAUUCCACCCACCCAGAACUGCAGAGCAGGGAACUCCCAGCCAUUCGCACCAAUCUCACUGCUCAGUCUGGAUUGCUCUCAGAGGCAGGGGGUAGAGGAGUUGAUCUCUGCGGUGCCCUGUCGGUUCGACCACGCCGCCUUAUUCCCUUUUCUGCAGAAACAGACCCUACAGCACCGGAUGAAUGACUCCUUCUCCUGCCUGGGAUGGUUCAGUCCAGGUCAGGUGUUUGUGCUGGAUGAGUACUGCGCCCGAUACGGUGUGAGGGGCUGCCACCGCCACCUCAGCUACCUCCGGGACCUGAUGGAGUACUCUGGGGACAACAUCUUGGUCGACCCCACCCUCCUGCAUUACAGCUAUGCUUUCUGCGCCUCCCACAUUCAUGGCAAUAGGCCGGAUGGAAUGGGCACAGUGACUGAGGAAGAGAGAGAACAGUUUGAGGACAUAAGAGGCCGUCUCCUGAGUCUAUUGGACAACCAGAUCAUCCAUUUUAGGUACUGUUUCCCCUUUGGACGACCAGAUGGGGCCCUUAAAGCGACACUCUCCCUACUAGAAAGGGUUUUGAUGAAGGACAUCACCACACCGGUUCCUCCUGAUGAGAUGAAGAAGGUGGUCCAGAAAUGUUUGGAGAAAGCUGCCCUUGUCAACUACUCCCAGCUGACCGAAUACGCUCAGAUCGAGGGUAUGUGCAGCCCGGCUCACAGGUUGGAGGACAUGAUGCGACUGGGAGAACUUUGUAUUGAGGUCCUGCAGCAGAAUGAUGAGCACCAUUCAGAGGGAAGAGAGGCCUUUUCAUGGUGGCCGGAGAUGAUGGCGGAGCACGCAGAAACGUUCAUGUCUCUCUACACCGUCGACAUGGAUGGUGCGCUGCAAGUCCAGCCCGUUGACUCAUGGGAUAGCUUCCCCUUAUUCCAGCUGCUUAACAACUUCCUGCGAUGUGACCCUCACCUGUGCAAUGGCAUGUUCCACAAGCACCUGCAAGACCUGUUCAUCCCACUGGUGGUGCGCUACAUAGACCUUAUGGAGUCCUCCAUCGCCCAGUCCAUCCACUGCGGCUUCGAGCAGGAAACAUGGCAGUCUGUCAAGACAAUAGCCAACAACCUACCGAGCGUGCCUCUGCCCAAAGUCAAUCUCCCACAGAUGCCCAGGUUCUCAGCACCCUCCUGGAUGGGCCCACUGUGUGACAGCACUAACGGCUCAGAGACCUCCGAGGACCUCUUCUGGAAGUUGGACGCCCUCCAGAUGUUUGUCCUGGACCUGCACUGGUCCGAGCCUGAGUUUGCCAAACAUCUGGAGCAGAGGCUGAAGCUCAUGGCCAGCAACAUGAUGGAGGCCUGUGUCAAAAGAACGAAAGCGGCUUUCGACUCCAAGAUGCAGAAGGCCAGCAAGUCAACGGACUUCCGGGUGUCGUUGUCGGUAUGCACCAUGUUCAAUGUGCUCAUUGACGCCAAGAAGCAGUGCUCCAAACUCUGUGUGCUGGACUCCGGUCUAGAGCAACAGUACCAUUCGAAAAUCGACGACCUGAUCGAUGACACGUUUAAAGACAUGAUUUCCUCCCUGGUCUCAAAGUUUGCUGGACCUCUAGACGCCGUUCUCUCCAAGCUCUCCAGAUAUGACGAAGGGACAUUAUUUUCUUCGAUCUUCUCUUUCACGGUGAAAGCGGCUGCCAAGUAUGUGGAUGUGCCAAAGCCAGGGAUGGACCUGGCUGAUACCUACAUAACGUUUGUGCGGCAGAACCAGGACAUCCUGCGAGACCGCGUCAACGAGGAGAUGUACAUCGAGAAGCUGUUUGACCAAUGGUACACCAGCUCCAUGAAGGCUGUGUGUGUGUGGCUGACAGACAGACUGAACUUGCAGCUUCACAUGUACCAGCUGAAAACACUCAUCAAGAUUGUCAAGAAGACAUACCGAGACUUCCGGCUCCAAGGAGUCCUGGAUGGAACCCUGAACAACAAAAGCUAUGAGACCGUCUACAACCGACUCACCUUGGAGGAGGCUACCGUGGUGGUCAAGGCUGGCGACGGUCUCCAAGGUAUCACCAUGAGAGACAGUGACGAGGAGGAUGGAUGAACUUUGGGAAGUGUGUACUUGUGUGGAAGGGAUGGCGAUUGUGUGUGUGAGACAGAAUGAUAUGGAGGGGUUGGAGAACACACACUAAAGUGUGGGAUGAAUUCAUCCAUCGUUGUGUACCCCCUCUCUCUCUCACCCAUCCCUAGUACAUUAGUGGGUACCUUCCCAGCCAUAAUGACAUGAUGUUAUUUGUACAGUACAGCUCAGUGGUCACCAACUGGUAAUCUUCAGUACCCCUUUGUUUAUUUCAUUUGUUUGUUUGUUAGUUUGUUUUUACUUUAUUUUAAUGGUGAUGUAGACCAAGAAA